AUGGCGGUGACCGAGCUGCUGCGGGACCGGGGGGGCGGCGGCCCCUCCAGCAGCUCCGCCAGCGGCCGGAUGAAGCCCCGCAGCUCCCGGCACUGCGAGGAAGAGGAGGAGGAUGGUGACCCCCGAUCCAGACCGGGGAGGGGGUGUCAUCCCCCCCACCACCUGUUUCAGGUGGGUGCUGACCCCCACCCCGCCUACGACAACAUCCUGAGCCACCUCGGGAGCAUCCGCUACGCAGGACAGACGGCGGCCAUCCCCUCCUUCAGCGUGCAGGACCUGCUGCCCCCGCGCCUGGACCUCUACUACCGCUACAACGGCUCCCUCACCACCCCGCCCUGCUUCCAGGGCGUCCUCUGGACCCUCUUCCAGCACCCCGUCCGCAUCAGCCCGGCCCAGCUGGAGCAGCUCCAGGGAACUCUCUACACCACGGCAGCGGCCGAGCCCCAGCCUCAGCGCCUGGUGGAUAAUUUUCGGGUCCCACAGGAGCUCAACCAGCGGCUGGUGCUGGUGUCCGUCCCCAGGGUUGCACAGCAGGGUAACGAGUGCCCCCAGACGGGACCCGGCAGGGAGCGGACAGGGGGGGAGCGGGAGCACCCCCCACCCUGA
Molecule: messenger RNA, 606 nt
Organism: Nipponia nippon (crested ibis)
Lineage: Eukaryota; Metazoa; Chordata; Aves; Pelecaniformes; Threskiornithidae
Source: RefSeq, a predicted model, not a curated record